AUGGAUCAUUGUCAAGAACAGCUCCUUGAAUGCACAAAGCGGUUCAACAGAGUUUCGUCUGAAAUCCAUAAUGGAGAAUUGAGAAGAACCUUAACACGGACGAGCUUUCCUGCUCAUCAGUCUUCUAAAGAAUCAUCAGAAAGACGCGGACUCGGACUGCCUAGUCGAGAACCAUUCUUAGAAGGCUCUCUCCGCUUCAAUGGAGUUUCUCAUGGCAUUUAUAAGGGGAAAAAACGAAAAAUGUUAACAAGGACCAGCUUUCAUCAUCCGUACACUGGAGAAUCACGAGAAAGAAGCAUGAGUAGACGCCAGAGCAACCUCAAAAUCCGGUAA
Messenger RNA from Microthlaspi erraticum, 333 nucleotides. NCBI's taxonomy places the organism in Eukaryota, Viridiplantae, Streptophyta, Magnoliopsida, Brassicales, Brassicaceae. The record is from the annotation of a GenBank genome assembly.